Messenger RNA from Megalops cyprinoides (Indo-Pacific tarpon), 1197 nucleotides. It is a transcript of the gene morf4l1, whose product is annotated as mortality factor 4 like 1. The transcript is spliced from 12 exons. The record is from RefSeq and is a predicted model, not a curated record. Gene Ontology annotation, biological process: chromatin organization; regulation of DNA-templated transcription. Gene Ontology annotation, cellular component: NuA4 histone acetyltransferase complex; nucleus. Bases 85 to 1056 code for a protein of 323 amino acids. NCBI's taxonomy places the organism in Eukaryota, Metazoa, Chordata, Actinopteri, Elopiformes, Megalopidae.
AGCGCCUUCACUGUGUCUGGAUACAAUCGGAGCUGGCGAUGCCUGAAUUUGAUUUUUCAGAUAUUUUAAUAGUUUAAUCUGUGAAUGGCGCCAAAACAGGACCCUAAGCCUAAAUUUCAAGAAGGUGAACGAGUUCUGUGUUUUCAUGGGCCAUUGCUCUACGAAGCUAAGUGUGUAAAAGUUAAUAUCAAGGACAAGCAAGUGAAAUACUUCAUUCAUUAUAGCGGAUGGAAUAAGAACUGGGAUGAAUGGGUUCCUGAGAGCAGAGUGCUCAAGUAUGUGGAUACCAACCUGCAGAAACAAAAAGAGCUUCAAAAGGCCAAUCAGGACCAUUAUGUUGAGGGAAAGAUGAGGGGCGUCGCACCAAACAAGAAGAUUACUGCUGUGCAGCAGAAAAAUGUUGAUCUGAAAACAAAAAAGAACAAACAGAAAACUCCAGGGGCGGGCGAGGGUACCAGCAUGGGUGAGAUGCCACAGCCUCCCCGAAAGAAGAGGGCACGCGUUGACCCAACUGUGGAAAGCGAGGAGACGUUCAUAAACCGAGUGGAGGUGAAAGUCAAGAUCCCGGAAGAGCUGAAACCGUGGCUGGUAGAUGACUGGGACCUGAUCACGAGACAGAAACAGCUCUUUCACCUGCCUGCCAAGAAGAAUGUCGAUACCGUCCUAGAGGACUAUGCAAACUAUAAAAAAUCGAGAGGCAACUCUGACAACAAAGAGUAUGCUGUGAAUGAGGUGGUUGCGGGAAUCAGGGAGUACUUCAAUGUCAUGCUGGGCACCCAGCUGCUGUACAAGUUUGAGCGGCCGCAGUACGCGGAGAUCCUGGCCAACCACCCGGAUGCACCCAUGUCCCAAAUCUACGGGGCCCCCCACCUGCUCAGGCUUUUUGUGCGUAUUGGAGCCAUGCUGGCCUAUACUCCUUUGGAUGAGAAGAGCCUUGCCCUGCUGCUCAACUACCUGCAGGACUUUCUGAAGUACCUGGUGAAAAAUUCCUCCACCCUGUUCAGCGCCAGUGAUUAUGAAGUGGCUCCGCCUGAAUAUCACCGCAAGGCGGUCUGAGCGGCCGAACCUUUCGGUGGACAUUAGCCGAUGGAGAAAGAGCAGCUUUGUUUCCUGGAUUGCAGGUAACAGGUUCAUCCUUUGAAAAGGAGGGGGAAAAAAAAGACUUGAUUUUUUUUUUUUUCUUUUUGUUUUUUUUUU